AUGGGCGCAACUCCAAGACCAGGCCUUUCCCUCGACCUAUCCAAAUAUGACAAGCUCGACGCUGCUCAAGCAGGGCACUUACGCCACUUCCACAACCUCGCCAGCCAGAUGGACGGCGAAUGGCAUCACAUGGGAACCCAGGAGCCGAUGCAAGAGUUCUUGGACGCCUACCGCUACCAGCUCGCCACCAUGGCAUAUGCCGUCGGCGUCGCACAUUACCACCGUCUGCCCGCCCUGAGAAGCUCCCUCAAGACGCUCAUGCGGCGUCUCAUCCACAAGAUGAUGCGUCGAGAGGUGUGGUCUUACUGGUUCAACACCAGUCUCUCGGGGAACCGGACGGAUCCCGACCGGACGGAGCUGAGAAAGCCGUGGGCUGAUCCGGUGGUCAGGGAGAACAUCAUGUACAGCGGCCAUCUCUUGCUGAUGACGAGUCUGUACGGCAUGCUGUUUGACGACGACGAGUUUGAGAAGUCGGAGUCUCUGACGUUUCGAUGGGAUCCCUUGUUCUUUGGGUUUGGGACGGAGACGUUUCAUUAUGAUAACCGCAGCUUGCAGGAGGCUAUUAUUCGGGAGAUGGAGAGGAAUGGCUGGGUUGGUGUUUGCUGCGAGCCGAAUCUGGUUUUCAUCGUUUGCAACCAGUUUCCUAUUAUUGCAAUGAAGUACAACGAUGCGAGAGACGGCACCAACGUGUCUGACCAAGUCCUGGAAAAGUACAAGGCAGCUUGGGAGAAGAAGGGUAUGGUGGCUCCCAGCGGCUUAUACGUGGACUGGUAUUUUGUUCGACAGGACAAGACAUUACCGCCAAAAUCAGUUGGUUUCUCGGCAUGGGCAAACGCAUAUAUGAAUACGUGGAACUCGGAAACGGUAAAGUCGCUGUACGACCAACAGGUAUACGGCUUCAUCACCUCCAUCGACGGCAAAGUGCAGCUUCAAGAAGAUCGCAUCGCCCAAGAAUACCGAAAGCUCGUAGACACUGAAAAGGCAGACAAGAAUGACGCUUCGGUUCUUGCUCGAGCCAGGGCCAGUGCCGCUGCACUUCCACCAUCAAAGAUGCCCUUCUCCACGCCUACGUUUGGGUAUGUCGUGCAAUGGCUAUCAGAACUAGGCAAGAAGGAAGAGCUGAAAGGUUUGCUCAAGUAUGCAGACGAGCAUCUGCAGCCAACAUGGGAGGAGGGCGGACUGUUUUAUCCCAGGAAUGAUGUGAAGACGAAUGAGGCUGGGGAGUGGACGCACAUGGAUCCGUUUUCGGGGAAUGCGUCGAUUGGGUAUGCGAGGCUGAAUGUGCCCGACGGACAGAAGAAGAUGUGGGAUAGCCCGAGAGUGAGGGGCCAUGCGGCGAUGCAGCCGUGGAUUGACGGCAUCGACCUUGACCAGGGAAUUGAUUGCUUGCGAGGGGUUUGGGAUGGUGAUGAGGGUGCGUUGGUGGUGACGAUGAAGACGUGGGAUGGACGGCGGGUGACUGCUGCUCUGGUGGCGAAUAACUUGCCGGGGGGGAGUUGGUGUGUUUUUGUGAAUGGAGAGCUGGUGCAGAGUGUAACCGUGAAGGAUGGGGGAGAUGUAAGGGUCGAGAUUGAGGUUGGAGGUGAAGAGUUGGAUGUUGUGUUUAAGAGGGGUGACUAA
Trichoderma citrinoviride is the source of this 1620-nucleotide messenger RNA. RefSeq lists its product as hypothetical. The record is from RefSeq and is a predicted model, not a curated record. The transcript is spliced from 3 exons. The coding region runs from base 1 to 1620 and encodes 539 amino acids. Lineage: Eukaryota; Fungi; Ascomycota; Sordariomycetes; Hypocreales; Hypocreaceae.